UAGUUACCUGCGGGGAGAGGAAGUUUAGCAGCUUCUCCCACUACUUUUUACAAAGUGUUGCAGAAUUUACCUGCAGUCUUGACCUUGUCUUGGCGCACACACGUUGGUCGGCCAGAUAGCCAGGGGAGAAUCACACAACCCAGAAACGAAGGAUUAAAGAGAUAGUCAGAGGAGAUCACACAGUGUGGGAACGAAGGAAUAGGAUCACAACUCAGCCAUGGUGGACUGCAGUUGCCCGGUGAGCCUACCAGGGCCCUCAGUUGCCAACUCAUGCGGCGGAGCUUCAUUCGUGCUCUUCAUGGGUCUUCUGGAGCAGUUCCUUCGGUCCCAGUGUGAUAUCGAGGACCCUUGUGGCCACUUUACACCACCACAGAACCCUGAAAGAGAAUAUGAUUUUAUCGUGGUGGGUGGUGGCUCCGGGGGUUCCGUGGUGGCCAGCAGACUGAGUGAAGUACCUGACUGGAACGUUCUGUUGGUGGAGGCAGGAGGGAACGAGCCCACAGGCAGUCAGGUGCCAUCUCUCUUCCUCAAUUUUCUGGGCUCCUCUGUUGAUUGGAAGUACAAGACUCAGCCUGAGGAGAUGGCCUGCUUGAACAGCAAGGAUCAGAGAUGUUCUUGGCCUAGAGGAAAGGUGAUUGGAGGGACCAGUGUUUUAAACGGGAUGAUGUACAUGAGAGGCAGCCGAAGAGAUUUUGACAGUUGGGCUGAACAAGGAAACACUGGUUGGUCAUACGAAGAUGUUCUUCCUUACUUUAAGAAAUCUGAAGACAACUUACAGGUUGAAAAUAUGGAUGCUGGCUAUCAUGGAGUGGGAGGCUUGUUACCAGUUUCUAUCUUUCCCUACCAACCACCACUUGCGAUGGACAUCUUGAAGGCAGGCCAGGAGUUAGGGCAAAGAGUUGGAGAUUUGAAUGGGAAAUAUCAUGAUGGAUUUGCCAUCGCUCAGACUACAAGCAAAAAUGGUACAAGAUACAGUGCUUCACGGGCAUUCCUUAGACCAGCAAAUAAUAGACCAAAUCUUCAUAUUAUGCUCAAUACAACUGCAGCACGUGUACUAGUUGAUCCAGCUAAGAAGCAAACCUAUGGAGUAGAAGUCAUAACAGGAGAUGGGCAAAAACAAAAAAUCCUUGCAAGGAAAGAGGUUGUGGUAAGCGGUGGAGCUGUGAAUUCUCCCCAGCUCCUUCUUUUGUCAGGCAUAGGACCUAAAGAGGAUCUACAAAAAGUGGGAGUGCCACUGGUGCAUCACCUUCCGGGAGUGGGAAGAAACCUUCACAAUCAUGUUGCUUUCAGAAUAAGUUUUUACACCAAUAGCACUGCAACUUCUGAUCUGAACUGGGCCACAGCUAUGCAGUACAUGUUGAACAGAGAUGGUGUUAUGUCUAGCACUGGACUUUCUCAAACUACUGCUAUGAUCAAAACAAAAUUUGCAAAUGCUAGUGAAGAUCAUCCCGAUAUACAAAUAUUUUUUGGUGGCUAUUUAGCUAGGUGUUCCAAGACCGGAGAGAUUGGGGAGAUACAGGGUACACUUAAAAAUGGAGUUCCCCCUCGUAGAAUGAUAACAAUAACCCCUACAGUUCUUCAUCCCAAGAGCACUGGAUAUCUAGUACUAAAAAACAAUGACCCUCUUUCUUACCCUCUGAUUUUUGGGAAAUAUCUUACAGAUCCAUUUGAUGUAGCAACACUCAUUGAAGGCAUAAAGUUCUCGUUGAAAAUACCAAAAACAAAAGCUUUGAAGAAAUAUGGUAUAACACUGAAUGAAACUCCUAUUAAGGGAUGUGAAGGUAAAAAAUUUGGAUCUGAUGAUUACUGGGAGUGUGCUGUACGAAGGAAUACAGCAGCAGAAAAUCAUCAGGCCGGAUCUUGUAAGAUGGGUCCAGAACAGGAUUCGAGUGCUGUUGUAGAUCCUGAAUUGCGGGUGUACGGAAUCAAGAACUUGAGAGUGAUGGAUGCGUCUGUCAUGCCAAGAGUCACCUCGGGUAACACAAAUGCUCCAAUCAUAAUGAUUGCUGAAAAGGGUUCAGAUAUGAUAAAAAAGAAAUGGUUAGCACAAUAAAUAUAAAUAUUAUAGAAAUUUUUAAUUUUUGAUUGAUGAAAAAUACUAUAGGCAAGAAAUUGCAUGGAACCAUAUUUGUCACUGAAGUUAAGAACAAAACAAACUACUGUAUUGAUUUUAAUAGUCUUGUAAAACACAAAAACCAAUAUUAUCUUAUGAGACUGGUCUUUAUAAUCAGCUGACUGAACAAGAUUUGUAUAGAAAUAAGUAAAUUCUUAUUAAAUAUUUAUUUUACAAAAAUCACAAUAAAAUGGAUUAAUGUUUUCAAUAAAUUUUUAAGAAUA
Molecule: messenger RNA, 2337 nt
Organism: Homalodisca vitripennis (glassy-winged sharpshooter)
Lineage: Eukaryota; Metazoa; Arthropoda; Insecta; Hemiptera; Cicadellidae
Product: glucose dehydrogenase [FAD, quinone]-like
Exons: 5
Coding region: 218-2053 (611 amino acids)
Molecular function (GO): flavin adenine dinucleotide binding; oxidoreductase activity, acting on CH-OH group of donors
Source: RefSeq, a predicted model, not a curated record